Messenger RNA from Vigna unguiculata (cowpea), 2718 nucleotides. It is a transcript of the gene CRR28, whose product is annotated as Tetratricopeptide repeat (TPR)-like superfamily protein. Gene Ontology annotation, biological process: RNA modification. The record is from RefSeq and is a predicted model, not a curated record. Gene Ontology annotation, molecular function: RNA binding; zinc ion binding; protein binding. Lineage: Eukaryota; Viridiplantae; Streptophyta; Magnoliopsida; Fabales; Fabaceae.
UAACUCAAAAAAUCAAAAAAAUCGUAGAAUUGUUUCUCUUUUCAGUACGGAUUUAUUGAGUCUCAUAUGUUAGUUAAUUUUUAAAUUUUAAGAAACCUCUUGUUCUUAAAAUGAUUGUGCUUCACAGUAACACAAUGUGCUGCGUAAGUAUGUUCAUGUUUGUGCUUAUUUUAAAGAUCCUUUUCUCCAUCGUUUAUAUAGCUGAUUGUUUUCUUAUUUUUGGAUGAUUUGGCAUUGUUUCUUGUGAUUAGGUAGAAAAACUCAAUCAUACCUUAGCAUCCACCUUAUCCGCUUCAUCCAGUGAAGAAGAUAACGGAAACAUCGUUGAUCUCUUUACAUCAAUUUUUCCGAAGAAAUCCCACGUUGUAAUAUUCUUCAUUGAGUCCUUCACCAUGUCUACAAGCCCCCCUCCUCUGUUUUUCUCCACAGCCACCACCAACAACAACCACCAAAGCCAACACUUGAGCCACACACACCUCAUCCACUUGUUGAACCCAAACACCUCUAUGCCUCAACUCAAGCAAAUUCACGCGCAAACGCUACGCACAGUUGACACCAACCACCCACAAGCUCUUUUUCUCUAUGCAAGAAUUCUUCUUUACUCCUCUCUGGCUGAUCUCAACUACGCCACUCGUGUGUUUCACCACUUUUCGCACCCCAAUUCCUUCAUGUGGAACACCCUCAUAAGAGCCUACGCGCGAAGCACCAACACCAUCCACAAACACAAGGCCAUGGAGCUUUACAAAGCAAUGGUGACGGGGGAAGAGAAUACCGCAGUUCCCGAUAACCACACUUUCCCUUUUGUUCUGAAGGCAUGCGCUUACACGUUUUCUCUUUGUGAGGGAAAACAGGUGCAUGCGCACGCUUUGAAACAUGGGUUCGAGUUAGACACACACGUUUGUAACAGUUUGAUUCAUUUUUAUGCGACAUGUGGUCGCUUAGAUUCGGCAGAGAAAAUAUUUUAUAAGAUGAAUGAGAGAAGCGAGGUUUCCUGGAACAUAAUGAUCGAUUCUUACGCAAAGGGUGGAAAGUUUGACACUGCUUUGAAAAUGUUUGGAGAGAUGCAGAAGGAGCAUGAGCCCGAUGGGUAUACGAUGCAGAGUGUUUUCAGUGCUUGUGCUGGUUUGGGUUCUUUGUCUUUGGGUUUGUGGGCACAUGCUUAUAUUUUGAAAAAGUGUGACAAGAAUAUUGUGGAUGAUGUUUUGGUCAACACUGGUUUGGUGGAUAUGUAUUGCAAAUGUGGUGAGAUGGAAAUUGCAAACCAAGUGUUUGAAAGCAUGCCUGCUAGAGAUGUAAAUUCAUGGAAUUCAAUUAUCAUGGGUUUUGCAAUGCAUGGUAAGGCUGAAGCUGCGUUGGACUAUUAUGUCAGAAUGGUCAAGGUAGAGAAAAUUGUUCCCAAUUCAAUAACUUUUGUUGGUGUUUUGUGUGCAUGUAACCAUAGAGGCAUGGUUGAGGAGGGUAUUGUUCACUUUGACAUGAUGACUAAGGAGUACAACGUGGAACCAAGAUUGGAGCAUUAUGGUUGUCUUGUUGACCUUUUUGCUCGAGCAGGGCGCAUCGAUGAGGCUCUAAACGUGGUCUCAGAAAUGCCAAUCAAACCAGAUGGUGUAAUUUGGAGGAGUCUUUUGGAUGCUUGUUGCAAACAACACGCAAGUGUUGAGCUAAGUGAAGAAAUGGUAAAGCAAGUCUUUGAAUCAGAGGGGAGUGUCUGUAGUGGUGUUUAUGUGCUUUUGUCAAAAGUAUAUGCUUCUGCAUGUAGGUGGAAUGAUGUAGGGAUGCUUAGAAAACUAAUGACUGAUAAGGGUGUGACUAAAGAACCUGGCUGCAGCUUAAUAGAGAUAGAUGGAACGGUUCAUGAAUUUUUUGCAGGGGACACCACUCAUCCACAGAGUGAAAAUAUAUAUAAGUUUGUGAAUGAAAUUGAUGAGAAGUUACAAUCAAUAGGUUAUUUACCCGAUUACUCAGGAGCAACUACGAUUGAUGAGGCUAAUGAUGGUAAACAGAAUACUCUAAGAUUGCAUAGUGAGAGACUUGCCAUAGCAUUUGGGAUCUUGAACUCAAAACCAGGCAUUCCAAUUAGAGUGUUCAAGAAUCUUAGGGUGUGCAAUGAUUGCCACAGGGUUACCAAGUUGAUCUCCAGAAUAUAUAAUGUGGAGAUAAUUGUAAGAGAUAGAGUACGAUUCCACCACUUUAAAGACGGAACUUGUUCUUGUAUGGAUUAUUGGUGAUUCAUGCUGGUGUUCAAGGUAAUAUGUAUAUUUGAAAAUCACAUUCUAGAACAAGAAGGAUUGAAUUCAUUCUUUAAACUGUCCUUAUGUUAACAGAGAAGGAUUGAUUUUGUCAACAAAUAUCUCUUCAUAUAUACGAAUGUUAUGAUGUUAUGAUUAAAUCUCUGAACAAAUGUCUAAAAGACAUUAUUACAUAUCAACAUGACUCCAUGUUAGUUUAUUAAACUACUAGUAUUUGUAUGCAUCUUGUUUCUUCAAGAUUCUUAUCUUUCGGCUGGGAAAUUGUAACAUCUCCGAGAAUGAUUCAAAGCAAAAAGCCUCAGUAACAGGACUACAUGGAUCACACGUACUAGCUGCAUUUGGAAUUUUUGAUCAAGAAAUCAUGUGAGAUAUAUUUUAAAGUGGUUCACCUCUUUGAAAGACAGCACAUAUGAUUCCGACAGAGUAUAAUGCAUAAUGUGCACUGGAUCAUGUUGACAAAUAAACUUAU